UACAAACUGGAAGCACAACUGCAGUGCCAUCUUUAAGAUAACGGAUUUUUAAAUGUUUCCAAAUUUGUAUCCCUAUCAAAUAAUGAGAUGAAGCAUCCAUUCAGAACGCUCAGAGCAGUGCAGCCCUUGUUGAAGAACGGCCCCCUUACAGAUGUGGAUAUUACUGAGCUAGAUCUGAACCCUUUCAGUAACAUCCGGUCUACGCGAUAGGGAGGAAUAAUGUUCGUUGCAUGAUAGUAAACUAAUAAUUUCAUUAUAGCUUGAAUUUUGUCACAUGGCAGAACCAAAUGUAUAUUAUAGUAUUUUCUCAAUUUUUGGUUGUACUUCUAAGGUUGACGUGGUCCACUUGAUAGCCCAUAUUAAUCUCAAGCGGCUGCCUGGAUUUACAGCCAGGAUCUUGGUGAUGUCGGCUGUGCGCUUGACGUCUGUGCCACCAGCCCAACUGUUAAGAGAGAAUGCUUUUUCAAAGUUAAGGGAAUGGUAUAAUUUUUCAGAGUAUGACUUACAUUUCAACACGGCAUCGUUGCAAGCAAAUAUUUUUUUAAAGUACACGGCCCAAACAUCAAGGGGAGUCCAGAAGAAUGUUGUGAGACCGGAUUUUUGAAAAAAUAGAUCACAUGCUUUGUAGUUGCGGCUGUGGCUUGAGAAUGCACUGUAUAGCAUUGAAGUUAGAAACCCAUACUUUGUAAUGUUACUGUUAUAUCUGUCUAAUCCUUAUGGGAUUGUUUCUUCAACACUAUACAAACUUUGGAUUCAAGUUUGUUUUAAGUUCUACUUACAUUCUCAUGGGCCUGCAAACAUGGGGAAGUGGGGGUAAUUUGCAUUUCCAGGUUUUUCGCGUGACCAUAUUUACACUACACGUUCACCAAAAUGCGAUGACACAAAAGGAAUCGUGUAAAUAUCGACAGAAAGGGUCAUCACAACCCAGCACAUACUUUUGAGCCUGUUGACAAUGCGUAGUAGAACACUCGGGCUAAAGUAUUCUGACUUGCAUCUUUGUUAGGCAAUGCGGUUAAAGCCCGCGUUACGAGUUAAUGGGAAUAAACGUAGCCCACAAAUAAUAAACUUGCAUCCAGGCAGUCCUUCCAAGUGACAGCUCAUUAUUGGGCUUGCAAGGUCGCAACAUUUCCCAUUAAGUCAGCGUAACUGCACUACAGUACAUGUUUGUAAUGUGCCCGUAGCACAUUACUACAUUCCUGCAAUACCUGGGGAUGACGCAGACGACUUCGCAUAUAUAUUGUUCCGCAAAGCAUGGAUUGGCAAUGUUUCUCAACUGCUAAUCCGCACCUCCGAUUAGCUGGGUCGGAAAGAAGUUGAACAUACAUACACGUACAUUGUCGUUUGGGUUGAAGCUAAUAGUUUACGGGACACACACCUGUUUGUUGCCAGCACCGACACUUGAUGCGCGAGCACUUGCCCUAGGAGGAGUUAAAUGAGUCGCCAGAUUCCUAAGCCAUCAUGUCUGCGAGGUCUCCAAUUGACCAUGGCCUGCGCGUCAAGCUGGUGCUGAUCGGAGAGUCGAACGUGGGCAAGACCAGCCUGCUGAGACGUCUCACGCGGAACCAGUUCAUUCCCAAUGAGGUCGCGACCGUAGGAGUCGCCUUUCAGAGCUACGUGGUACACCUGGAGGAGGCGCCGGUGCGCCUUGAGAUCUGGGACACGGCCGGGCAGGAGCGUCACCGUAUGCUCACCCCUAUCUUCUUCCGCAACGCCGAGGCAGCCGUGCUGACAUACGACAUCAGCAGCCAGGAGUCCUUUAACAAGCUCCAGUUCUGGAUAAGCGAGCUGAAAGAGAAGUCGCAUCCGAACAUGGUGAUGGCUCUGGCUGGGAGCAAGUGUGACCUGGAGGCCUCAAGACAGGUUCAGCACGAGGAGGGUGCGAGGUUUGCCAGGGAGCAUGGCAUGAUUUUCAUGGAGACGUCGGCCCAAGCGGCCAUGAAUGUCACGGAGCUGUUUCACGCCAUCGCAGAGAGGGUGAGCAAGAGCCAACAGCUGAAAACACGGGACGACUUGAAAAAGAAAAGGAGUAAAAGCAUCACCCUACAGCCUCCAAUACAGGCCGAGAGAAAAUGUUAUCAUUUGUAGAAUUGCACAUUCAUGAAAAUCCAAGGGAACAAUUUGGAAGAUUCUUUCACGUUAUAUAUCAAUAUCAGUCAUGGUCACUCCACUGCUAGAUUCAUAAUAAAUUACAUAAAGCACCCUUCUGCAAGGUAUUCAAAUCGCUGCAUAUCACGAAAAUAAAUACAUUGCUUCCCAAGGAAAUGAAAAACGAAGUAUAAAAGAUCAUUUUGGAGAACCAAAAGAAAAUAAAUGUGUCGAGGCGGGUUGUAAACUCCGCCAUUGUCUCCGAAUCGCAAAUGACGUUGGGCAGGAUGCUUGUUCCACCGCUGGGUAGCAGUGCAUCAGGAGGCACGGUCACCCACUGUGAGGAGGAGCCACGUCCGAGGAAUGCACAGAGGACACUAUCCCAUCGAAGACCAAAGCCUUCAUGAUGGCACACAAAAAGGCCUCCCCAAACCACCACCACCACCUCUUGUAAUCCUGCGAUAUAAUAACAUCGUGAACAGCAGUGGUUCCCAAUCUUUUUUUCUGGAUCCCUGGGCCACUGCCAAUCCUCAAAGUGUGCGGACCGCCACGCAGUAAAAAAAUAUGGUUUUAUGAAAAAAAUCGUACCUGCGACAUUUCGGCAGACCACUUGGUUAUCCGCCAGAGAAUCAACGUCCAGUCGGCACUAUUGAGUGUCGAGCGAAACCAGCUACGGUGGAUGGGUCAUCUGCUAAGGAUGCCGACAGAAAGACUCCCCCGGGAGACGUUCUAAUUACGGCAUGCAGGCAAAAGACCCAGAGGCCGCCCGUAAUCGCGCUGGAAAGAUCGGGUGGUGUGCCUGGCCGAGGAAAGACUGGCGAUCCGGGAGCCACAGUUGAUGCCGCUGGCGUAGGACAGGGCAGAAUGGAGCCCCCCGCGACUCGAAACGGGCCAAUAUUGAUUGACUUCCCAUGACGAUCUUGUGGACAGAUAUGGCCUGCGGAUCACAAAUUGCGAAUCACUGCUUUAUCGCAAAAUUAAUUUGUAGGUAUGCGUAUAUUGUAACUGUGAGAAAUGUAUUUCAAUCAAUUUGUAGAUUAAACAACAUUUUUACAAGUGCCGAAUCAUGUUUGUAAGAAUUGGUAAUGUACGGGUCGUGAAAAUGUUCAUACAAAUUAUGUGAUUAGGUGCAUUUGAGCGAAUGGGCUCAAAUGGACUCAAAAUCAAUAUCUGCACCCGGAACAACACGUCCCGUACACCUAUUGCUAUGGUCACAUAUUUAGUGAGAAAUUAUGACCAUGUUUUAUGCACACAGUAUAUUUAGAUGUCGUCAAAUCUCUGCCCCCCUUUUUUUAAGCAUGUCACUAAAACAUUUUUCCUUCAAAGGUUUUUUGGCCAUGAUUAGCAGCAUCUGGUUUUUACCAUCAUAAUCAAAUAACCACUUGGGCUCUUACUCAAGAGAAUAUGCUGCAAAUAAUUGUGUUUGGACCAUAUUCAUGAUUCUAAGUGCGUCAGAUGCCAUGUGGCGGGUAAUUUGAGUCACGUAAUUAAGGGCUCGUAAUUCAUAAUAGUUAACAGUGGUUCAUGUACAUAGGUUGGUGUGUCAUUCCAUAAUUACGAGGGCCUGUGUUUAAAUGUAAUUGACGGCAUAAUUGCGAGUGUUUAAAAUAAUGUCAGUUCUGUUGUGUGUAUAUAGCAUAUAGGAGUGUAAAUACGCACAUAAGGAAUGCACACCCAUAUAUUGUAUAUUGCAAACACGUAUAUAGAGUAUAUUGUACACACAUACAAAUAUAAUGCAGUGCAAUUGAGCAUUAUGGACUCAAAUCCAUAAGUACCAAGUUCAUUUCAUCGUUAAAGUUAAACAAUUAUUUUUUUUACUAUUCUGGUUGGGUUAAACCAAAUAAGCUACUAAAUUAUAAACUAAUAACAUCAAAAAUGUAAUGGCUCUUCAUAUCACCUACAUCUAUUUGCCGAAAUCACCUCAUAUAUUUUUACUUUAACGGCAUUGUCACUGACGAUUGUGUUGAAUUUUGUUUGUGGUUAUGCACCACUGCCAGCGCCAUACAGCAGCACGAUAUUUUUUUACAUCUUUAUGAUCAGUUAUAAAAGGCGAGGCUUAAAAAAAUGAUCCCAACACUCAGACUAAAAUGUGUGUAAAAAAUAAUUAAGUCCAGCAUUAAGUUAUUGUGAUGUUUUUUUUCCGAACCGAUUGGUCAAAACUUUGUAAUGACCCCUCGUGCGGUACUGAGUUCGAAUAAAACUGAAAUAAUCGUGAUUUAUUUUGGGACAAUAUUAUCCAGUGGCCAAGAAAGCCACUUGAUCAAAUAGGGCUUAGACGGUAUUUCUGCCCGACAAAACAUUAUUUAACUGGGAUUUGGCCAUAAAGGUUAAGGUCAGGAAAGGAGUGGGUGACAAUCUAAAGCUCUAGCCAUCAAUAAGAACACCACUGUUGGCACUGCCCAAUAGCCAAUAUUAUAUUUAAUGACACGUUUCAUUCCAUAAUCCAUGCAACCUUAUAGGUAAAGCUCACCGAUCUAUUACUCAUUAAUGUUUCAUAUACGUACGUGCAAGAGAUACUGUAUUUGCUUAACAGAUAUUUAAUGCAAACACACGUCUGGUUUCGUAUCUAUGCUUGUCAAGCAUACAAGUUUAUAUACUAUUGUGUAUUUCAUUUAGGCAGUUUUAAUACUUAAUUUUGUAUGAAGGAUCAAUGUUAAUUUACAUUACUUUGAAAUAACAGCCAAAUGUCCAAUUUCACAAAGGUGUCAAUUUGUUUUACAACCAUGGUAUUAUAAUUAUAACAUACAUACGCCACAUUACAUCUUAACUUCAAUGCUCAUUACGUCAUUACGUAUGUAAACUUCAGAGAUGAGUGGUGCACAUCUGGAACCCAACACUUUGUGGGGAGUGAGGGCGAAUGCAUUACAAGCACAAGUCAAUCUCCAACACCCACUCAGGCUGCUGCAAGGUGGCCAGGAAAUGGAAGUAGAGGAAUGACGACUUGUAUCCAUCGGUGUGAAACUUCUGAGUAGUAUCCCCUCGUAUGUGUAGGGUUUCUCUGGGUACUCUGGUUUCCCCUCACAUGCCAAAUUACUCAUCGAUGGAUUUCGUCAAAGUCUCAAUGCAAAAGCCUCUUGAACAAUGUAAUUACAGGCAAUGCGGCUUUCCGGUUAUACAAGGGGCAUUAAAAAGUCCAAAUGUACUUCUUGCAGCUGUGUUUCAUGUAAUUGCCUUGUGCCCGAGCAGUGCAGAUGUCCAUUAAACAUCUUAACGUAAUGGAAACCAACUAUUAACUCACUUUGCGGAAUAUUAAUUAUAAUUGCUUUAUAUGCAACAAUAGCAGCAAACGUCACCUGCAAAU
Lethenteron reissneri (Far Eastern brook lamprey) is the source of this 5386-nucleotide messenger RNA. RefSeq lists its product as uncharacterized. NCBI's taxonomy places the organism in Eukaryota, Metazoa, Chordata, Hyperoartia, Petromyzontiformes, Petromyzontidae. The record is from RefSeq and is a predicted model, not a curated record. Gene Ontology annotation, molecular function: GTP binding; GTPase activity.